AUGUCCGCCAUCGCCGACGACAAGACCAAGAUCGGCAUCGACGAGAGCCCCAUCUCUCCUGUUGAACGUCGUGACUCGCUCGAAAAGCACCUGCAACACCGCCCCGAUCCUCAAGACCUCAAGGACCGUCACAUUCUGCUCGAUACCAACGCAGCUCCGUCCCUUCAAGCCAAACAAGUCGAACUCGAACGGGCACAAGCCUCGGACAGUCUUAGAAAGCAUCUGGAGAAACGACCUGAGCGUGAUGAGCUUGUUGAGCGUAACAUUCUCCCCGACAGCAGCGCGGCUGCUGGGAUCCAAGCGAACCAAAAGAGCCUAGAGAAGCACAUGAGGGCCGACAGCCUUGAUCAGAAGUUGCAGCGCCGCCCGACGGCCGAGCAAUUGGUCAAGGAGGGCAUCCUGGAAGAGAACGAGGUUCCGGGCAAGGAGUAA
This is a messenger RNA of Cyphellophora europaea CBS 101466, 432 nucleotides long. RefSeq lists its product as uncharacterized. The record is from RefSeq and is a predicted model, not a curated record. Bases 1 to 432 code for a protein of 143 amino acids. The transcript is spliced from 3 exons. NCBI's taxonomy places the organism in Eukaryota, Fungi, Ascomycota, Eurotiomycetes, Chaetothyriales, Cyphellophoraceae.